UAGAAAGGAGGGGAGCUUUAGGGUAAUCCCCUUCUCUCUCAUCCCUCUCUCUCCUAACCAAACCAAAAGUCUGUUUGACCAUUGCCUUUCUUCAUCUCCUUCUUCCCUUCUUCCUCCUCUCUGCUUUAAUCUUUCCUCUUAUAAUAAAUUAUGUCUCAUCAUUUCAGAUUAUAUUUCCUCCAAUAUAUAUUCCUUCCUUUUUGCUCAAUUCAUCCACCAUGUCCAUGUCUGUGUCUGUCUGAUCAUCGCCCCUGAUCUUCCCAUUUUUCAAUAUUCAUAAUUUUGAGAUAAAGUUGGAAUCUUUGGGCUUUUCUUCCGUUUUUGAGAAAUGGGUAGCUGUUUUUCAACCUCAAAAGUUAGUGGUUCCAAUAGCAACACCGCUACCACCACCACCACCACCACUGCGGUCAACAACCGCGCCACCGCAAGCGCUCCGGCGAGGAAGCAGGAGAGCUCCCACAAUAAUCAUAAUCAGAAGAAGGCAAGAGAGAAUCACAAGAGUCAGCAGCAGAAGCCUUCUCACCAUAAUCUCAAGAAUUCUUCCAAGAGGCCAAGUGGGGUGAUUCCAUGUGGUAAAAGAACAGAUUUUGGAUAUGACAAGGAUUUUGACAUGAGGUAUUCGAUUGGGAAAUUGUUGGGACACGGUCAAUUUGGUUAUACAUAUGUUGCGAUUGAUAAGUCCAAUGGAGAUCGUGUUGCUGUAAAGAAGAUAGAUAAGGGCAAGAUGGUUCUUCCGAUUGCUGUCGAAGAUGUCAAGCGGGAGGUCAAGAUAUUGAAGGCGUUGACUGGCCAUGAGAACGUGGUUCACUUCUAUAAUGCUUUUGAGGAUGAUUCAUAUGUAUACAUAGUGAUGGAGUUAUGUGAGGGCGGAGAGCUGCUGGACCGUAUCCUGUCAAAAAAGGAAAGCCGUUACACGGAGAAAGAUGCAGCCAUUGUCGUAAGGCAGAUGCUAAAAGUUGCAGCUGAGUGCCAUUUACAUGGUUUUGUACACCGUGACAUGAAGCCAGAGAAUUUUUUAUUUAAGUCUCCGAAUGAGGAUUCACAUCUUAAGGCCACAGAUUUUGGUCUCUCGGACAUCAUUAGACCAGGAAAGAAAUUCCAAGACAUUGUUGGCAGUGCAUAUUAUGUAGCUCCAGAGGUAUUAAAACGUAAGUCCGGUCCCGAGUCAGAUGUAUGGAGCAUUGGUGUAAUUACUUACAUCUUGCUCUGUGGACGGCGGCCUUUCUGGGACAAAACCGAGGAUGGCAUAUUUAAGGAGGUUCUGAGGAACAAGCCUGACUUUCGGCGUAAACCAUGGCCCAAGAUUAGCAAUCCUGCAAAAGAUUUUGUCAAGAAGUUGCUAGUAAAAAAUCCUCAAGCACGACUUACUGCAGCCCAGGCCUUGUCACAUCCAUGGGUUCGAGAAGGAGGUGAAGCCUCAGAGAUUCCUUUAGACAUCUCUGUUUUAUCUAACAUGCGGCAAUUUGUGAAAUACAGUCGAUUCAAGCAGUUUGCUCUUCGGGCGUUGGCUAGCACGCUCGAUGAAGAGGAGUUAUCUGAUAUUCGAGAUCAGUUUGAUGCGAUUGAUGUGGAUAAAAACGGUGUCAUCAGUCUCGAGGAAAUGAGACAGGCCAUGGAGAAGGAUCUUCCUUGGAAAAUGAAGGACUCGAGAGUUCUUGAAAUCCUUCAAGCGAUUGAUAGCAACACUGAUGGACUUGUAGAUUUCUCAGAGUUCGUUGCAGCCACCGUACACGUCCACCAGCUGGAGGAGCACAACACGGAGAAAUGGAAUCACAGGUCGCAGGCGGCUUUUGAGAAAUUCGACGUUGAUAGAGAUGGAUACAUUACUCCAGAGGAGCUUCAAAUGCACACGUGUUUAAGGGGUUCGCUUGAGCCGUUGCUGGAAGAAGCAGACAUUGACAAAGACGGCAAGAUCAGCUUGUCCGAGUUCCGCAGGCUUCUAAGAACUGCUAGCCUGACCGGUGUGGCAAGCCCGUCUGCAGCUCGAACUACUGCGCUGAAGAUGUAGCGGGCUGAUGAGUCAUGUAUAGGUUCCUCCAUUCUGCUGCAAUUUUCAUUGGGAGACUGCUCGUUUUUCAUCAUCUCCGUCGUCGUCGUCGUCGUUGUCCCUUGCCUAAGUUGUGGUAGUAAGAGCAGCCCACAUUAUUUCGGCAACGAUGUGGACGGUUUGAUAUGCCUGUAAAUGAUAUGGUGCUGCCGAUGUUGUUGUCUGCUUUUAUGUAAGAUGUAUGUCCAUCGAUGAAAAUUUGUCGCCUUUUACCCUUAUAUCGGAGAACAGCCAAAUUUAGACUUGAUAGGCGGUGGCGGAUUCAUGAUGUUUGAGUUGAGCUGGCGACACGGUGGAGUUGUCAACGUUGCGCCAGAGCAAUCGGUGUCGUGUCGUUUUGUUGUCGAGCCAUGUUAUUGAGCAAUUACUAUGCUAAUCAUCUAGAUGAUUUAGAGCCCUAACCGAUGCUCUUGAUGUUUGUCUAUAAAAAUUGGAAGCAUUACUACUA
Salvia hispanica is the source of this 2495-nucleotide messenger RNA. RefSeq names its product calcium-dependent protein kinase 18-like. Gene Ontology annotation, molecular function: protein kinase activity; calcium ion binding; ATP binding. The record is from RefSeq and is a predicted model, not a curated record. Gene Ontology annotation, biological process: protein phosphorylation. NCBI's taxonomy places the organism in Eukaryota, Viridiplantae, Streptophyta, Magnoliopsida, Lamiales, Lamiaceae.